GUCACAAAUAAGUAUUCAAUUUGGAAUUGAUGAAUAGCUUAGCUUGAAGAAGAAGCUACUCACGGCAUCGUUAGUUUUCAGAAUAUGAUCGAAAAAGUUAUUCUCUGAAAACCCUUUUUUGAUGAGAUUUGGAUUCUCCUGUAUUCUUAAUAUUAUUCUUCUGCCCUCUAUAUCUAUAUAAAUUAAAGCUACGAGGCUGAAAUAUAUAUAACAUUUCCUUUCCGAUCCUUUGUUUAAUUUAACGGUUCGAUCGGCGAGUUUUAUGGAUGGCAGCGCCGCCGCGAUGAGGCUGAGGAGGUUGCCCCACGUGUUCGGGAAGGUUCUGGAGUUGCCCUUCCGCUCCGAUGACGACGUGAUUGUGGAAGAAAACGCCGAGGGGUUCCGGUUCGUGGCGGAGAUCGGCCAUGUUGCCGAGCACGGCUGCGGCGGCGGCGGCUUGAGGGCCCACGCGGUGGAGAUCCAUCCCGGAAUAACCAAGAUUGUGGUGAGGAAUAAUAGUCGUCAUCAGGAGGGGUCGUCAUCGGUUGCAUUGUUUUUGGAGCAAAUGAAGCUGGACACGUGGCGGUUUAGGCUGCCGGCGUUCACGCAGCCGGAGCUAACUAGGGCGGCGUUCGUGGACGGGAAGCUCAUCGUGACGGUACCCAAAGGCGGCCCCGGCGGCGGCGGCCGUGGAGAGUUGGUGAACGGAAGGCACGCUUGGGGUUGGGGAGGCAGCCGGAUUAUUAGAGUGCAAUAAUUUUUGCAUGGAAUUCGCGAGCUCCAAAUUGAUGAGGAAAACGUACAAUUCAAACCUUAUUAUUAUUUCUUAUGCCAAUAAUUAAGGUUUCGAAUCUUGUUUACUAAUAAUGUGAAAUGUGCAUAUAUAUAUAUACACAUGUAUAUUUGAAAUGUCGUGUUGUGUUGCUACAAUGAAUAAAAUUUGGAUAAAUUAAUCAUCUUCGGAUGUGAUUAUUCAUAA
Molecule: messenger RNA, 958 nt
Organism: Ipomoea nil (Japanese morning glory)
Lineage: Eukaryota; Viridiplantae; Streptophyta; Magnoliopsida; Solanales; Convolvulaceae
Exons: 1
Coding region: 263-736 (157 amino acids)
Source: RefSeq, a predicted model, not a curated record